AUUUCUUGUAUCUUUAAACAGAUACUAAAAAAACUAUCAGGAUGCAAUUACUAUCAAUUCUUGCUCUAGCGACUUCGGUUGCCGCUGGAGUGCCUAGGGACACAACUAUAGCAUAUGUGUGGGAGGUCUUGAAGUGGCAAGCUGGAGAGUCUCACGGUAACCCUACAGCUCCGGUUACAGGAUGGUUCAACUUCAACGUGUCCGGGCCCAGGUACGGUGAAGUUUCGACACACAUACCACCCUUCUUCGCCCAUUGCGAAGGGACCGCAGACGGUAGUCCCCUUAGCUCAAACCUUACAGUAUGCAGCUUGGACAAAGUCGAAGGCGGUGCCCCUGAUGCUGCCGUGCUAGCGAGGGUACUUCCCGUUCAAGACAUACAGGUACACAUUGCCAUUACCUAUUUGUUUCAUCCCGAAGACCAACCUAUCACGCCGCGGAACUUUACGGUCAUUGUAGUGCAAGAUUGGGCCAGGGAGAGACCUCCCCAUAAUUUCACUGUUCAUCCUGACGAGAUUGUUUAAACCCAAGUCUAUAUUACCUAACCCAUGUCUAAACAAACCCUAUUACUGUGUUUACGAAAUACGAAACGAAAUGUACCUACCUACGCGCGUGUAUGUUUUUUGAGGCUGAGUAGCUUAACACGGUUUACUCAUCCUGUUAUUGCCCUUCUCCUUCUCGGCGAUCUCCAUCCGAACUCCCCCUUUACCUGACAUGUAGAAACGACAUUAACUCCUCAAGCUGUUCUUCGUCAAUCGUAAACUCGAAUGAAUCCCUUACCCUCCU
Messenger RNA from Hypoxylon trugodes, 783 nucleotides. RefSeq lists its product as uncharacterized. The record is from RefSeq and is a predicted model, not a curated record. Bases 42 to 521 code for a protein of 159 amino acids. Lineage: Eukaryota; Fungi; Ascomycota; Sordariomycetes; Xylariales; Hypoxylaceae. The transcript has 3 exons.